Messenger RNA from Phragmites australis (common reed), 901 nucleotides. RefSeq lists its product as uncharacterized. The record is from RefSeq and is a predicted model, not a curated record. Lineage: Eukaryota; Viridiplantae; Streptophyta; Magnoliopsida; Poales; Poaceae. Bases 83 to 589 code for a protein of 168 amino acids. The transcript has a single exon.
GCCCGCACACGGCACAAGCCCGAAAGCCCCCAAAAAAUCCACCCAAAACAGCGGCCGUCGCGGGCCUUCGACGCAGGGACCGAUGGACACCGACCUCGGCGGCGCGUCGGCCGCGGGCAUGGACGACGCGGAGGCGGCCUUCUUCGCGCGCCGCGGCCGCCGGUGCUGCUGCUUCCCCUGGCCCACCUCCUCUCACCAGAGGGUCGGCGCGGCAGCGGCUUCGGCGGAGGAGGAGAGCUGGUGGCAGCGCGCGGUGGACGCGGUCCUUAAAGUGCGAGAGUGGUCGGAGCUGGUGGCCGGGCCGCGGUGGAAGACCUUCAUCCGGCGGUUCGGGCGCAACGGGCCACCGACGCGGCCGCACCACCACUUCGGCCGCAAGCUCAACUACGACGCGCUCAGCUACGCGCUCAACUUCGACGAGGGCCACGGCGCCGGUCCCGAGGGCGACUACACCGGCUACCGCGACUUCUCCGCCCGCUUCGUCGCCCCGCCGCAACCCGCCAAGUCAUCCAUGGACCUCGGCGGCCGCGAUGCGCCCCCGCUCUUCAACCCGCCGCCCCAGCCCCACGACGGCGCGGGCCGGGCGUGACCGCUCCGUUUCGGCGUUUCCCCAUCGGUCAUCGGAUCGGAGGAGAGGGGGAUAGCUGGAUAGUCAAUGGACGGCGGAAAGAUGGUGCCCUUUUCAUCUUCUAUGGAUUCGUUUCCGCGGGCGUGUUGGUGAAUGGUGAGCGAGAUCGCAGCUGCUUUCUCCUUCCCUCCGUUCGGUUGAUUGGUUCGCCAUUGUGUAAAAAAGAGAUUGUUACAUUCGUUGUCAUCUUACUACUGCUGUAAUGAAUUCGUUCAUCCUGUCCCAGUUUUGUCCCAAUUGAAAUGAACAAAUUACGAGUUUUGAUCGAAGAAA